Molecule: messenger RNA, 1390 nt
Organism: Boleophthalmus pectinirostris (great blue-spotted mudskipper)
Lineage: Eukaryota; Metazoa; Chordata; Actinopteri; Gobiiformes; Gobiidae
Product: serine/threonine-protein kinase MRCK beta-like
Exons: 6
Coding region: 670-1308 (212 amino acids)
Biological process (GO): actomyosin structure organization; peptidyl-threonine phosphorylation
Cellular component (GO): cytoskeleton; cytoplasm
Molecular function (GO): ATP binding; protein serine/threonine kinase activity
Source: RefSeq, a predicted model, not a curated record
UGGCGCGCGCUCCCGCUGUCGGCCAUUUCCCGAGUCUCCCCCGGACUCAGGCCAAACCCAGAACCGGCCCAAGUCCCGGACCAGGACCGGACCAAGACCAGGACCCGGACCAGACCCACAGAACCAGAACCCCCCCCCGUCCUGUCCGUGCGCGCGCGUGUGUCCUGAGCGGGCACGCGCACAGAACCGUGUCAUGGAGCCGCGCGCACCGGCCUGCUCCACCUAACCCCGGGACCUGGUCUAGACCUGGACUGGACCUGGUUUAGACCCGGUUUAGUCCGAGUCCAGUCCGAGUCCAGGUCUGGGAUUAAACACUUCCGAACCGAGUCGCGGAACCGACGCUUCAUCUGGACUUUCCCCGCUCCCGAGGCGCCUCCCGCGGCCUCAGCCCAGAGCCAGACCCGGGACCCGGAACCAGCGGCACCGGGACCAGCGGCACCGGGACCAGCGGCACCGGGACCAGCGGCACCGGGACCAGCGGACUGUCCUGAAAUCUGUGCCCGGAAAACACGCUCCCAUCCCGGACUCCAGGUCGUGACCCGCUCCAGGUCGUGAACCGCUCCAGGUCCAGACCCGCUCCAGGUCCAGACCCGCUCCAGGUCCUGACCCGCUCCAGGUCCUGACCCGCUCCAGGUCCUGACCCGCUCCAGGUCCUGACCCGGUCUGAGGAUGUCGGCCCCGCGGCAGACCCGGGCCGCGACCCCGGCGGAGCAGCGACUGCAGACCCUGUCGGCGCUCCUGUCGGACCAGGCGCGCCUGUCGGAGGCGGGGGCGGGGCUCGUGGGGGUGGAGACUCUUCUGGACCUUCUGCUUUGCUUCUGCUCCGAGUGCAGCCAGACGCCGCUGAGGCGCGAGAAACACGUCCAGGACUUCCUCGAGAGCGUUCGUCCGUUCACAGACAGGGUGAGGGAGCUGCGUUUGCACCGAGACGAUUUCGAGAUCCUCAAAGUGAUCGGACGAGGAGCGUUUGGAGAAGUUGCCGUGGUGAAGUUGAAAAACACAGAGAGAGUUUUUGCCAUGAAAAUCCUCAACAAAUGGGAAAUGUUAAAGAGAGCUGAGACGGCGUGUUUUAAAGAAGAGCGUGAUGUUCUGGUCAAAGGCGACUCUCAGUGGAUCACAGCUCUGCACUACGCCUUCCAGGACGACAACUACCUGUACCUGGUGAUGGAUUACUACGUGGGUGGAGAUCUUCUGACUCUUCUGUCCAAGUUUGAAGAUCGUCUUCCAGAGGAAAUGGCAAAGUUCUACGUGGCCGAGAUGGUCCUGGCCGUGCACUCCAUCCACCGGCAGGGCUACGUGCACAGGUGAGCACCUGACACCACCUGACCCCGCCCCCGAGACACCUGAUCCCGCCCCCAACACAUCAAACCCCGCCCCAACAGCACCUAAC